Magallana angulata is the source of this 2507-nucleotide messenger RNA. RefSeq names its product synaptotagmin-1-like. The coding region runs from base 839 to 2098 and encodes 419 amino acids. Gene Ontology annotation, biological process: regulation of calcium ion-dependent exocytosis; regulation of dopamine secretion; calcium-ion regulated exocytosis. The record is from RefSeq and is a predicted model, not a curated record. Lineage: Eukaryota; Metazoa; Mollusca; Bivalvia; Ostreida; Ostreidae. Gene Ontology annotation, molecular function: clathrin binding; calcium ion binding; calcium-dependent phospholipid binding. The transcript has 7 exons.
GACCAGCGGACGCUCUCAGAGAUGGAUACAAAACGUGGAAUUGCUAUGGGAAUUUAAUAGAUGUUGGUAAACCUUCUUGUGCCACUUGAAGGAACAUAUUUUCCAUUUCAUCGGUUCGAUUCAUAGAACGUUAAUGUAAAGUCGACUGUAAAUAGUUUUAAUCGAAUUUAUUAGGAUAUAAAUUUUUCAUUUAAAGAAUUUUAAAUUCGUUUUUACAAUUCCACAGGUGUGAAUUCAAGUCUGAUUCUUUUUUUAACAUCUUAUGAGGUAAAAAUCACAAAGUUGGUCAAGUGGGAGAAUUAUUGGACAUUCAAGUUAUGAUAUAAGGUCAACAUCAUUGACAUGUUAUAACGGAUUGAAUCUGAUGAAGGCAGCGGUAUAGGAGAACCGAGAUAAAGUGUUGCUGCUACAUCGGAGGUGCUGCUGUCGUGAAGUCUUCGCUGUCGAUCCGUACAAAGCAUUUCCAUUGAUUUGGUGCCCACUCACUAACAUAUUGGUCUAAAGGCAGUGUUAGUAAAGGUUGAUAGUCGACCAGGGCGGCGUCACGGCCUCGGGUUCAGUGGAAAUAUUUUUUCUUUCUUUCUCUAGUGAUUUUUCUUGUCUGCCUCUCGCACUGGAUUAGAAGCGCUCGAAAACAAUGUCACAGAACUUAACUGGGAUCAAUCUAGGCUCUGAAGAAAGAGUCGUUUAAUUGACACCUGUUUCCGCACCCUACUCGCCGUUUGUUAAUGUGAUAAUGAAUUCUUAGGAGAGUUGAUAUUUUCAGAAUCGUCUGUGGUGUGUCUUCGAGAUAAAAAUGGCUCAAAGAAUUUAUCAAGGUGAACACAGGAAGUAGAAAAUGACGAAUGCCGCCAUCAUCGGGGUAACUCUUAGCCUUGCCGGUGUUAUUGGGGGAUUCGUCUGUUUUAUUCUCUGUAAAGUGUACCGGAAGCGGAAACACAGACAUAACAUUCCUUCGUAUACCGGAUAUGAUGCAGUUGGUGACUACAAACCGCCAUCUUUGAUGUCAAUUUCAACAGCUUCACAGGAAGCUUUUUUGACCAAGGAGCACCGGUCUGUCCAGCCGUCAUCACUUCCGUCCACCUCUAGAGGGAGCAUCUCCACGAUGUCCAGGGGUAGUAUCAAGAGCGACCCGUUCACCGAGGAAACCAGCAGUAUUAGCGCUAGGAGUGACACCAGUGCAGACAGUCUCAUAUUUGAUCCCAACUUUGGUGCUAUACGACCAGAUCUGUAUCCCCGGAAGGAUGCUGUUCUUCAGCAGUCGUCAGUUGAGCAGAGUCAGGGUAAACUUCACAUCAGGAUCAAGUACGACUUCCGGACUUCAGAUGUUCUCGUUCAUCUUAUCGAAGCUCAAGAACUUGUGGUUGACAGAUCACGUGAUCCGGAAGGAGGAUUUGGCGAUCCAUAUAUCCGGAUCAGUAUGAUUCCGGAAGUUGAUGAGAGAAUACGACAAUCAUCCGUCAAACGCAGGACCCAUAAUCCGUUUUACAAUGAAUAUUUUAAGUUCCCGGUGACACUUGAUGAAGUGAAAGAGCGGACAUUGAUUUUCCAGGUUUUUGACUAUGAUAAGUUUUCCCGCCAUAAAACAAUGGGAGAAGUCAGUGUCGAUCUUGGUCAAGUUGACGUGACAAAUAGUGUAGAAAUGUGGUGCGAUAUUCAAAAGCAAAGCCAGCAUAACGACAUGGGAGAACUUCUGCUGUCACUGAGCUACCUUCCCACAGCGGAGAGGCUGACCGUGGUCGUGCUGAAGGCGAAGGAGCUGGUUAUGACGGCCGCCGGUGGAUCUUGUGAUCCAUAUGUGAGGAUUUCUCUUGUUGUUGACGGAAAGAAAGUGAAAAGGAAGAAAACAUCAGUAAAAAGGAGCACGACCUCGCCAGUUUGGAACGAGGCUCUGACCUUCAACAUUUCCUCUGACCUUCUGCCAAAGUGUAACCUUGAGGUCACUGUGCUUGACCAUGACCUUAUAGGUCAUGGUGAAUUCGUGGGACGGUGCAUCAUUGGUCCAAACCGACCAGAUGCCGAGGGAAAACACUGGAAUGACAUGCUAAAUAACCACCGGAAAUCAAUGGCUAUGUGGCAGCACUUGUAUAGACGAUAAACGCGUCAUAUGUCACAUGAUCGUUUUUCAAAAGUUUUAAUUAUACAUUCGUAUGUAUAAACGUGCUUUAAGGAGUAUGAGGAUGCAUUGUGUACUCCCAAUCUCGCCAAAGUAUUAGGCCUGCGUCACUUGUUAACGAUGUAUUUGUGUAUCAGUGUUACAUGUACCAUCACUUGCCUUGACUUGAUUGUGAUAUUGAAUGUGUCCCUGUCAAUUUUCGAUUGGAUAUACCGUUUAAUGGUUGUUGUCGCUAUGGUGACUGCGUUUGUAUUCAUCAUAUCAAUGUGAGCUUCUUGUUAUGCAUGUGUGUCAAAUUAUAUAUAUAUAUCUGUUGAUGUUACUCUUGGCAGAAAAUGUGUUUAUUUUUCUGUAAAGUUUGAAAUUGCACAAAUAAAAGAAUUUAAACAAA